UAAAAAAAUUAUUAAAAAGAAAAAAAGAACAGAGGUCUGUCUAUGCGUCUCACGUUGUAAGUAAAAUAUAGCAAUAGUUUGGGAGAAGCUGCAGAAUCAUAACAACUUAAUCAAACAAGAGUUUGUUUCUGUUUAUCCAAUGAAUUGAAGAUCGCUUUAUUAGUUUCUGCUAAAAAUGUCUCCUCGUAUCUCCUUCUUCAUUCUUGCUUUGACAUUGUUUCUUGCUGUCGCUUCUUCAGAUAUCGCCACUCCUGCAAAAGGUCCACCAGCUCCAUUCGCUUACUAUGGACCCAGAGGAGCUCCCAGAUGGGGAAGAUUGAGUCCACAGUACUCAGCUUGCUCAAAAGGGAAGAUUCAGUCUCCUAUAAAUAUCAACAGGAAUGAAACUGUUCAUAAUAAAAAUUUGAAGCCCUUGAUCAGAGAAUACAAACCUGCAAAUGCUACUCUCGUCACUAGUGUCUGCAAUAUUGGGGUGCAGUAUGAGGGAGACUGUGGAGUGUUAACAAUGGAUUCUAAAAAUUACACCCUCAAGAAAAUGCACUGGCAUUCUCCUUCUGAGCAUCGUAUUAAUGGAGUUCGGUAUCCCCUGGAGCUUCACCUAGUCCAUAUGGGAGAAAACACCGCCUACUCUGUUGUUGCAAUCCUCUACCAAUAUGGCAGUCCUGAUCCUUUCAUUGCAAAGCUCAAGGACAGUUUGGACAAGCUCACCAACGAGGUUAAAGCAGGUGAACAAGACGCUCACAUCCCCUUAGGAAUCCUAGACACUAAGCUUGUAGGGAAAAGAACUCGCAAAUAUUACAGAUACAUGGGUUCUUUUACAACUCCUCCAUGCACUGAGAAUGUGGUCUGGCACAUCCUUGGCAAGGAGAGAACAGUAACGAAGGAGCAGGUUGAAGCUCUAAAAGCUCCAUUGGGUAUAGCUUACAAGGUAAAUGAAAGACCUCUACAGCCCCUUAAUGGAAGAAAGGUUGAGCUUUACAAAGAAUUUCGGGUGCCAAAACCAUAAGUGUUGUACGGCUGCGAUGGUGAUUCUGUUAAGUAGUUUAGUUAAGAGUAUCUUCUUCACAUUAUGUGAAUUGUGUCUGAAAUCUGAAGCUCUAAGUUGUCUCAGAGUAUUACUUGAACUGUUGUAGUCUAAUACCUUGUUUGGUCGAAAAACUCAAUCAGAGAAGUUGAAAUUUGAAGUGUGAAAAUUAUUUUUAUUUA
Molecule: messenger RNA, 1206 nt
Organism: Manihot esculenta (cassava)
Lineage: Eukaryota; Viridiplantae; Streptophyta; Magnoliopsida; Malpighiales; Euphorbiaceae
Product: alpha carbonic anhydrase 1, chloroplastic
Exons: 6
Coding region: 176-1006 (276 amino acids)
Molecular function (GO): zinc ion binding; carbonate dehydratase activity
Source: RefSeq, a predicted model, not a curated record